This is a messenger RNA of Xylaria bambusicola, 852 nucleotides long. Its product is annotated as DUF1774-domain-containing protein. NCBI's taxonomy places the organism in Eukaryota, Fungi, Ascomycota, Sordariomycetes, Xylariales, Xylariaceae. The coding region runs from base 1 to 852 and encodes 283 amino acids. The record is from RefSeq and is a predicted model, not a curated record. The transcript is spliced from 4 exons.
AUGGAGCGUGUGCACGGAAUCAACCCUUUCGCAAAGCGCGAAUCCCAUUCGAAGAACUCUGUCAUUACUUACAAGAUUCUGACUAUCGUCACUUGGUUGCUGUCCGUCAUCGUCUCUGUCUAUUACACGCUGCAUAGUCCGGACGAUGGCGUUUGGGCGCGACGGAGAAUCUGGAAGCAAAAUGACCACUAUCAUACUGCUUUCCGGAUGAACUAUAUUAUUGCCAGCAUCUACUGGAUCGUCCUCUUCGUUCUCCAAGGUGGCUACAUUGCACAUCUCUUCUCGGGUAGCGUUGAGCGUGUCAACUCGGCCUGUUCCGUCGGCAGUCAUUUUAUUCUCAAUAAUUUAUUCCACUUCGCUUUUGUGAUCCUCUUCGUGCGUUCUCUGUUCGGCUGGGCCGAGCUGUUCAUCAUCCUCAACUUCAUCAACCUGUCCUCGCUGUACUUCCGUCACAGCGGAUAUGCCCGAUUUAUCCAUUGGCCAGUCGUCUCUGGACCACUCGCCUGGACAUUCGUCGCUAUUUACUGGAACGGGGCAAUAAUGGUUCCCAACUCGCAGACCUUGGUCGCACGCAUCUUUGGUAAUGUCUUCAUUUGGAGCAUUCUCGUCUAUGGACUAUUUUUUAUCCUGGCUUACAAGGACUACACGAUGGGCUUCAACCUGUCGGUCUUAUCUGCUGCAAUUGGUGUUUCCCAAUUCCUCCAUAAAGUCAUCGCAUUGCAGUGGAUUUUCGCGUUCACCAUCAUGGCUGUCCUGUUCAUCGCGACCGUCAUAGUAGCCGUGCCCGCUGCUGGAGGAAGAUACCACGGGCGUGACGCAGAGCGAGCACCUCUGCUGCCGGAACACUCAUAA